Molecule: messenger RNA, 402 nt
Organism: Suillus fuscotomentosus
Lineage: Eukaryota; Fungi; Basidiomycota; Agaricomycetes; Boletales; Suillaceae
Exons: 1
Source: RefSeq, a predicted model, not a curated record
CAGUUGUUUGAAAAGCUGGUAUGCCUUGAGGAUGUGUCAGGCUUUGCGAACAAGAAGGCUGCUUUGGGAUGUGAACAUCGUCCAGCUGAAGUCCACUGGUGGAUUUCCUGCGGACGUAAAGGAAAACCAACCAUACCCGAUCUCAAUGCAUUUGUGUUGCGAUGGUGGUCCUGGUGGAUCACGCUUCAACCAGAGUGGAGAAAAUGUCAGGCCCCGACACUUACGACAAGUGCAAUCCUCCCUCGCACAGAUGACAGCAACUGGGACACCCUCAACAAACCAGGUGCAAAUGGCAUGCUCUCGGUUGUAGCUACCUUGAAAUGGUGGGCAGAUGGUGCUGAUGGUAAAGGGUACGAAGAUUCGCGAUGGGAAGAUGCUGCUGAUGAUGUUGUGUGGGUUUUG